CCGCCUCCGCCUCCGCUCACCCCGCCACCCCCUCUCCUCUUGUGAAAAGAAUAUUGUUUAUGCUUAGGGAGUCGGCGAAACGCUGAUUUAUCACAUUUAAUGAUGGAUUACGAAUUUAAAAUAAAAACUUCUAAUGAACGGACAAAAGUCGAAGAUUUAUUUGAGUUUGAGGGUUGUAAAGUGGGAAGAGGAACCUAUGGUCAUGUGUACAAAGCGAAACGGAAAGACUCAACGGAGAAAGAUAAAGACAAUGUUAAGGACUAUGCCUUAAAACAAAUAGAAGGGACUGGACUGUCCAUGUCAGCCUGCCGUGAAAUUGCUCUUUUACGAGAACUGAAGCAUCCAAACGUGAUAAAUUUAAUUAGGGUAUUUUUAUCACACAAUGACAGAAAAGUUUGGCUACUGUUUGACUUUGCUGAACAUGAUCUUUGGCACAUAAUUAAAUUUCACCGAGCUGCAAAAGCAAACAAGAAACCUCUCAUGGUUGCUAAAGGAAUGGUUAAAUCUCUAUUAUAUCAAAUUUUGGAUGGCAUUCAUUAUCUUCAUUCAAAUUGGGUUCUCCACAGGGAUUUGAAACCUGCCAAUAUUUUAGUUAUGGGUGAAGGAAUCGAAAGAGGAAGAGUAAAGAUUGCUGAUAUGGGAUUUGCUCGUCUCUUCAAUGCUCCCCUUAAACCCUUAGCAGAUUUAGACCCAGUUGUUGUGACUUUUUGGUACCGCGCUCCAGAACUUCUACUUGGAGCUAGGCAUUACACAAAGGCUAUUGACAUAUGGGCUAUAGGUUGUAUUUUUGCUGAGCUCCUUACUUCUGAACCAAUAUUUCACUGUAGACAGGAAGACAUUAAAACUAGCAACCCUUAUCAUCAUGAUCAGUUGGAUAGGAUAUUCAAUGUCAUGGGCUUUCCACUGGAGAAAGAAUGGGAAGAUAUUAGGAAAAUGCCUGAACACCCUACUUUAAUAAAGGAUUUCAAAAAGUCAAACUACACUAACUGUUCGCUCAUUAAGUACAUGGACCGUCACAAAAUUAAGCAGGAAAGCAAAGCUUUUCAUUUGCUCCAAAAAUUAUUGUUAAUGGAUCCCACUCGCCGUAUAACAUCAGAACAAGCUAUGCAAGAUCCGUACUUCCUCGAGGAUCCCUUGCCAAAUUCAGAUGUUUUCGCAGGGUGCCCCAUCCCAUACCCUAAGAGGGAGUUCCUUACUGAUGAUGAUCAAGAUGACAAAUCCGAUGCCAACAAACGUCAAAAUCAAGCUGCAAAUGGAAAUCAGGGGCAAGGCGAUCAAUCGAGCCACCAUGGACCAAAUGCUAAGCGAGCUCGGCUAGGGCCCCCACACCCUUCCGUAAGCACUGCGAACACCAUGAGCAGUCAGCAACAGCAGCAGCAACAGCAACAACAACAGCAGCAGCAGCAACAACAGCAACAGCAGCAGCAACAGCAGCAGCAGCAGCAGCAACAACAACAGCAGCAACACCAACAACACCAACAACAGGAUUUUCAUCAUCAACAGCAACAGCAUGUUCAGCAGAGUAUGAUGUAUCAAAGCAGUCAAAACAACCAAGGUCAAGGCUUCCAAAGAUUCUAAAAAAUAUUAAUUUCCAUUUAUUUUGUUAUUUGGCGUCCUUAAACCCAUUUUGAUUAUUUUGUUGUAAUCUGCUGUCCACUUGUAGUUAGUUUUUCUUUUUAUAUAUGAGCGUUUAAUCUACAUUUAACUGAAAGUUCCUUGAUGGUGCUGUCUUAAUGAAAACAUAAAAUUAAUGAUAUAGUACAGUACUUUAUAUUUUCUUAAUGAUUGUAAUUACAAUGAAAAGGAAAAUUAAUUGAAAUUCUUUGGAGCCUAUUCUAAUGAUUGACCAACAAAUUUACAUCAAACUGGUAUUAUUUUUUCACUCUUAUUAAUUUGUUUGUAUGUAAUAUUUGCCUCAAGGGUUGCCACCGUCGUUCCCUGUAGCACUACAUUAUCUAAAACCCUUUUGGCCACUUCAACAUUCUACAAUUCAUUUAUCAGGGGAUUUGAACGCACCAAAUCAAUUAAAUUAUGUUGUGAAUUCAAAAGAACCGCAGAACUACAACUCUGUAAGGUUUUUAAAUUAAAUUUUUAUUUUUACCUCUGUAUCUUUGGGAAAUAUUUUAUAGUUAAAAGUUUCAGCAUUCUCUUGGGUGUUUAGGAUGCUGUCUCACAUUUCAUUGUUUUCAGAUAAGUUACUAUAUAUUUUUUGAAUAUGUUUCUGAGGACAGAUUUUUAAAAGUAAAUUAAGUGAAGAAGUCCGUAUUCUCUUUCUGUUUUUUGUUCUUAAUUCAAGCUACUUUGAGAAAAACUUGUUUUUCACUUAGUUUGGUCUUCUUAGAAUUUCAGAAUGAAUAGUUCAGUUCCAGGUUAAAUCAUUGGCUUCUGUGGCAUUUCACUUACAGUAAAACUGCUUGUGACUAUCCAGUGUAAUAAAUUUCGACUUACUGUUCAGGCCUAAUGCUGCUUGUUUACAUUUUGAUUAAGUCAGUGUCUCAGGCGGCGUUACUUAAAACAAUUGAUGAUGAAGUCCAUGCCUUACCAAUGUGUGCGCCCAACUGCGAUUGGAGAGAUGAAUUUUCAUUUGCUUGUAGCUAGUUUUCUCAUUAACAUAUUGGACUCUUUGUGAUGGGGUGGGUAUUAUUAGAGCAAAGAAGCAAGAAGUAC
This is a messenger RNA of Frankliniella occidentalis (western flower thrips), 2667 nucleotides long. RefSeq names its product cyclin-dependent kinase 8 (gene Cdk8). Gene Ontology annotation, cellular component: nucleus; mediator complex. Gene Ontology annotation, molecular function: cyclin-dependent protein serine/threonine kinase activity; RNA polymerase II CTD heptapeptide repeat kinase activity; ATP binding. The record is from RefSeq and is a predicted model, not a curated record. Gene Ontology annotation, biological process: protein phosphorylation. The transcript has 11 exons. Lineage: Eukaryota; Metazoa; Arthropoda; Insecta; Thysanoptera; Thripidae. Bases 100 to 1578 code for a protein of 492 amino acids.